Musca domestica (house fly) is the source of this 3194-nucleotide messenger RNA. RefSeq names its product ATP-binding cassette sub-family G member 1. Gene Ontology annotation, molecular function: ATP hydrolysis activity; ABC-type transporter activity; ATP binding. The transcript is spliced from 8 exons. The record is from RefSeq and is a predicted model, not a curated record. Gene Ontology annotation, cellular component: plasma membrane. Lineage: Eukaryota; Metazoa; Arthropoda; Insecta; Diptera; Muscidae. The coding region runs from base 1115 to 3046 and encodes 643 amino acids.
UGCUUUUCCCUCUUCAUCUGAUUUGGCAGUUGGCAGUUGAACCGAACGCACGUGAAUUUGCGAAUUGUCGCACAGUAACGGUAUAAACGAAAAAAAAGCAACAACACACUCGUGGUGAGAACGUAAACAAACUGUAGAAGAGAUUUUUAUGCGUGUCGUUGUGGUUCUAAGAAUAAGAAUAACGGAAAGUGAUUGUUUGAAAAAGAAAAAUCAACAAAACUAAAGACUCAAAGAAUGAAAAAAAUAUAUCAAAACAGAACAAAACAAAACUAAACAAAAAUUCAAUAAUCUAAAGAAACAAGAAACAUCAAAAACAUACCUUUGUUUUGCUAAUUAAUUUGCGCUCGAUACCAGAAAAGAAAAACCCAAGAAAAAACAAAAGAAAAGACAACAAAAGGAAAAUAUCACAACAUGAAAGCAAGUAGUAACUCUCCUUAAGCUGUUGACGUUAUGUCAAUGAAGUGUUGUAAGUCGUCUACCUUAUAAGGAAAGAAAGAGUAGAAAAAAAAGGGGAUUGCAUUUCAUUGGGCCUUUCCCAAAAACAAAAAAAAAAACAACAAGUGUUUACAAUUGGAGUUGUGUGUUGGUGGUGUUGUUGUCCCGGGGUUUCUCCAAGAAAAAAAAUAGUUGUUGUUGUUGUGGUCAGUUAAUGGUGUUGGCGUUUAUUACAAAAAAAAAAAAAAAACAACAAACUACAAUUAGCGCUGAAUAAAAUUAUUAUUGUUAACGCCUAUGUCAAUAUUGCACGCCUAGCUGCUCAAAAUUGUUGUCCAGAUUUUAAUGAAGCAUUUUAAUGCCACAGACACGUCGUUGCAUCUGAAGCGUAAAGUAAUUCGAGAUAUUAUCGAAAUAAAUACAACAACAAAAGGAGGAAUAAAUCUCUCAACACUUGGUUUAUUUUUCGUAAAGCCCAUAUGAUUUCUGGAAGUGAAACAAGAACAAGAAACAAUAUCCCGUGGCAUUUCUAUAUUUAGAUCUUCAUAACAAAAAAAAAAAAAAAAAAACCAAAAAAGACUUCUUUUCUUGCCAAUCGUUGCUUUUGCCAGGUAUUUAAUACCCUUUGUCAUCAUCCAACACCACACCACACCAACCAACCAUCCUCCUUAUCAUCGCCAUGGAAUUGACAUCGUUGAAUCAAACAAAAGAUGUUGAGUUUCAGGACGUCUACUAUACCGUAACACAAAAGAAAAACUUUGUUAAAGUUAUUGGAAAGCGCCAAAUCUUAAAAGGUGUUAGCGGAAGCUUUCGCAAUGGCCAGCUAUCGGCCAUUAUGGGUCCGUCGGGUGCCGGCAAGAGUAGUUUACUCAAUGCCAUUUCGGGAUAUGUAACUUCUGGUGUGGACGGCCUAAUAAGUAUUGAUCGUAAACAUUCCUGUUACAUUACCCAAGAGGAUCAUCAUCAAACUUUACUCUCUGUCGAGGAGUUAAUGAAUCUUGCCUGUGAUCUCAAAUUAAAGCGUAGCCAUCAACAGAACAAAACGGAAUUGAUAGCGGAAAUAUUGGAUAGUUUAAAUUUGAAUCAUCGCCGUAAUGUGAAUGCCAAUGAUUUAAGUGGUGGUGAGAGGAAACGUUUAUCGGUGGCCCUGGAAUUGGUGGCAAAUCCGAAAAUAUUUUUUCUCGACGAACCAACAAGUGGUUUGGAUGAAGUAACUGCGGCUCAGUGUAUACGUUUGCUAAGAUCUCUAGCCCAACGGGGCCAUACCGUGGUUUGUACAAUACACCAACCCUCGGCCACCAUUUUCAAUUAUUUCGAUAAUGUUUAUGUUUUGGCCAAGGGCAAAUGUGUUUAUCAAGGUUCACCGAGGGCCUUGGUUUCCUAUCUCAGUCAUGCCGACAAGAAGUGUCCCAAACAUUAUAGUCCACCGGAUUAUAUCAUUGAGUUGUGUGAUUUUGAGGACCCUCAAGUGGUAUCGACCCUUAGCGCCCUUGUGGACAAUGGCAAGCUGCGUUACACGGCCCAGUGUGAUCAAGAAUACUCAUCGUUUGCCAUGAAAAAUGGCAAUUGUGAUAGUCACAGUUUUAUGCCGUUUCGUCAGGCUUUAUUUUCUCUCUUUCCCGAAUCUCCACCAACGAAAUCGUUAUCUUCAAUCUUCACAACAAACGCCAAGAGUAACGGUAGCAAUCCACUACUGGAUGGUGGUAAAGUAGUAUUGCUGAGUCAAGCUAAAACUCUACUCCGACAAUUGUCUACUACGGAUCGUGAAGUGGAUCACAUAUCAAGUUUUCAACAAUUCUCAGUGCUUUUGCAUAUUUUGUUUUUGAGGAUUUUGCGAGCCCGUAUACCAAUUUUUAUACAAAUCUUUCACCAUGUCAUGGUGGGAUUGUUGUUUGGUGUCCUGUAUUUCAAGCGUGGCAAUGAAGGUUCGGAAUUUUUCUCCCAUCUGAAAUAUUGCAUCAGUGUGAUUGUUAUGAUAACCUAUACUCAGACAAUUAUACCGGUUAUUAGCUAUCCUUUGGAGGUGAAAAUCGUCAAGAAACAAACUUUCAAUCACUGGUACUCCCUCUCAACAUAUUUCAUGGCCCUGUGUAUGAGUCGUAUGCCGCUGCAGGUAUUCUACAAUGUAAUAUUUCUUACACUAAGCUAUUGGAUGACAGGGUUUCCAUGUCAAUGGUGGCGUUUUGCAAUAUUUGUGGGAGUUGGGAUUAUGGUGUCACUGGUGGCCGAGGGAUUGGGUCUGACAAUUGGAGCGGCCCUAAGUAUAACGAACGGUUCCGUUUUCGGUCCCAUGAGCAUUGCUGCCUUUAUGGGCUUGGCAAUAUAUGGCUUCGAUUUUGCCGGACAAAUUUCGCCAGCCAUGGAUUGGUUCAUGAAAAUCAGUUUUAUGCGUGACGGUGUUGUGGCCCUGGUCAUAACCAUAUUCGGUUAUGGUCGUGACAUUUUAGAUUGCGGUGAAAUCUAUUGUCACUUUAGUAAUCCACGGGUGUUGUUGAAGUUUUUAAAUCUGGAUAAUGUCAGUGUUCUCCAUCAAAUUUUGUACUUAUUUGUAUUGUUUAUUGCCUUUAGAGUAUCAUUGUUUAUAUCUUUGUGGAGACGUUGUAAGACAUGAGAGUUUUUUCCUGUAAAUAUCGUAUGCUUAAAUAUGGGUGUAUGGGCGGGUAAUUUUAACUGUGAUAAUCAUUAAGUGAACAUUUUUUUAUAUAUAUAUUUUAUAUAGCAUAUACUCCAGUGAGAAAAUAACAUAUGCUUAAAAUAGA